GCUCUCCGCACCCCGAUGCUCCGCACUGCUGCCACCCGCCCGACCCUCGCCGUCCGCGCCGCCGUCCCCCAGGCCCGCCUCUACCACGAGAAGGUCAUCGACCACUACGAGCGUCCUCGCAACGUCGGCUCGCUCGACAAGAACGACAUCAACGUCGGCAGCGGCCUCGUCGGUGCCCCGGCCUGCGGCGAUGUCAUGAAGCUCAUGAUCAAGGUCGACGACAUGGGCGUCAUCUCGGACGUCAAGUUCAAGACGUUCGGCUGCGGCUCGGCCAUCGCCUCGUCGUCCUACAUGACUGAGCGCGUCCGCGGCCUCACGCUCGACGAGGCUGGCGCAAUUAAGAACACCGAGAUCGCACACGAGCUUGCCCUUCCACCCGUCAAGCUGCACUGCUCCAUGCUCGCCGAGGACGCCAUCAAAGCUGCCAUCAAGGACUACCGCAAGAAGGCGACCCAGGCCAACGGCAAGGUGACGCCCGGCCACAUCGACGUCUCGCAGAGCGCCGCGACGGGCGCGACGACGGCCGAGGCGCGCCCGGGCCAGACCAUCUGAGCUCUCGACCUCUUUCUCGCGACUCGAUAGCCAUAUUUCGCCGUGUGUGUGAGUAGGCUCCCCCUCCCUGUACAGAUAGUCCACGCCCCCUGCCUUUCCCCUCGUCUGUGACCCCCCCUCUUCCUCCCUCGCUCGGCUUUCCAGGCACGAGCUUGUUCCUCUCGUUCUCCCUCGCUGCAUUUGUGACAUCAACGCUUGCUUGUGACCGUC
This is a messenger RNA of Rhodotorula graminis WP1, 762 nucleotides long. RefSeq lists its product as uncharacterized. Gene Ontology annotation, cellular component: mitochondrial matrix; cytoplasm. Gene Ontology annotation, biological process: intracellular iron ion homeostasis; iron-sulfur cluster assembly. The transcript has 5 exons. The coding region runs from base 16 to 552 and encodes 178 amino acids. Gene Ontology annotation, molecular function: ferrous iron binding; 2 iron, 2 sulfur cluster binding. NCBI's taxonomy places the organism in Eukaryota, Fungi, Basidiomycota, Microbotryomycetes, Sporidiobolales, Sporidiobolaceae. The record is from RefSeq and is a predicted model, not a curated record.